AGUCGAGAAGUGUGUCAGCCGUCGUGCGAGAGAUAAAUCGCCGACGUCGGCGGUUCGCGGGUCAAAUUAGAGACUCGGACGCAAAAGUGCAUUCGCAGCACCAUUGCUCCUCGUUUUCUGUUUCCACAAGCCUGCUUUCUUAUCUCGCUGUAGACAAACAAUAACACUUGAACCCUUUCGAGGCCGUGGCCGUCACUCAGCACCGACGUGGCCGAUCUGUCGGCCGAUCCGUCUCCGACUGGUUAUCCGGUUAAUUAAUUGUUCUCCGUAUCAUUCGAUUGCCGCUAAUCUUGGUUGAACGAUAAGGAGCCUCUGGAGUUCUAAUUGACCGGCGUUUACAACGAAUUGUUUGCGAUUGCUGUAAGAACCUUAUUCAGAUUCAGCCUUGAGAUGUUUUCAGCCGUCUGAGUUCAUUUCACUCCGUUUUAUUAGCAAAUUAUGACAAAUAUGAAUGAAAUUGACAAUAUUUUGGGUGCCUACGAGUCUGGGAGCGAAAUGCCGCCCAAGGGCGCGAGUAAAAAGGGCGGCCGGCACAGAAAAGGACGCAAAAACAUGGCGAGUCUGAACGGCACGGCCGAGGACGAGGUGAGCCUGAUGGCCGCCGGCGAACUGGAGCUGGACGACGACUUCCAGCUGCUGCACGACACCAAGCGGAAAAAGCAGCCGUCGGCGGCCAAGCACAAGUUCGAGCCCGAGGAAAACGUCUCCACCAUCGCCGUCCAGGUCUUCAUACCCUUCCUUGUGGCCGGACUCGGCAUGGUCGGCGCAGGUCUCGUCUUGGACAUUGUCCAGCAUUGGGAAGUGUUCCGAGUAGUUUCCGAAGUAUUUAUCCUGGUGCCAGCCCUGCUCGGCCUCAAGGGCAACCUCGAAAUGACGCUGGCCUCUCGUCUCUCCACGCAGGCCAAUCUCGGCUACAUGGACACUCCGAAGCAACAGUGGAGUCUCAUCGUCGGAAACCUGUCAUUAAUUCAGUGUCAGGCGAUCGUGGUUGGGUUUUUGGCUUCGAUGGCUGCUAUGAUCAUGGGCUGGAUCCCAGAGGGAAAGUUCGACAUCGACCACGGCCUUCUGCUGUGCGCUAGCAGUUUGGUCACUGCCUCUCUUGCUAGUUUUGUUCUAGGUAUUGUGAUGAUUGCUGUGAUACUCGCUUCGAGGAAAUUCAACAUAAACCCCGACAACGUUGCCACUCCCAUUGCCGCCAGCAUGGGAGAUCUGAUCACCAUCACCCUGCUCUCGUGGAUUGCCUCGCUCCUCUUCGAAGCAAUUGGUACUCGGCCGUGGUUGGCGCCCCUGAUCAUCGGCUUCUGUCUGCUGCUGACUCCGUUCUGGGCCUGGCUCUGCCGGCAGAACAAGUACACGAAGGAGGUGCUCAGCUCAGGGUGGACGCCCGUCGUUCUGGCCAUGCUCAUCAGCAGCAUCGGAGGCGUCAUUCUCGACCUGACCGUGGCUCUGUUCAAGGGUAUCGCCGUCUUUCAACCGGUCAUCAACGGCGUGGGUGGCAACCUGGUUGCGGUCCAGGCCAGUCGGAUCUCGACCUCCCUGCACAGGGACGGCAAACUGGGCGUCCUGCCGUCCUACGCGUCCAAGAUCUGCAUCAACCCUAUCACCGUUUUCUGUGCCAAGGGAGGCCAUGCGAGAACUGCUCGAGUGUUGAUGGCGAUGGUCAUUCCUGGCCACUUGAUAUUCUCAUACACAAUCAGCUACUUACAAGCGGGUCACACAUCCUUAACUCCCAUUUUUGUUGUUAUUUAUUUGAUAGCAGCUGUCAUUCAGGUAUUUUUGUUGCUCUACGUUGCUCACGUGAUGGUACACUGGAUGUGGACAAAACGGAUCGACCCCGACAACUCUGCGAUCCCGUACCUGACUGCCCUGGGCGACCUUUUGGGCACAGGUCUCUUGGCCAUGGCGUUCCAGUUCCUCUACGUGAUCGGCGACCGCGACAGUGACGUCGGAGACUAAGCGAAAGAAAGAAAGACAAACGAAAGUAUAAAUCUCAGAACUUGUUCAGUGAUGUUGUUGGUUGGUAUGGAGCCUCUAGUCCUGCUAUGUUCACUUCAGGUUUGCCAUAAAUAUUUAGAAAAACUCGUGUCAUUUGUGUAAAGAGAAUCAAAAGUAAAAAAGACAAAUUUUUUAAUAGUUUUGUCUGAAUUAUUGUUUGGCAGGAGAAAAAGAUGUAUUAUUUUUAAGAAGAGGUUUAUAUUGAAGGAGUCUGAUGAGGACAAAUAAUUAUUGCAAACAUUGUUAAGUUUUAAAUUGAAUUCUGCUGUUGUUUAUGAUAUCGGGAGAUUAUUUCGAAUCGCGUGACUUGCCAAGUGAAAUUUUAAUUGAACCAAAUGGUGCCUUAAGAAUCAAUUCUCUUGAUGUUCUCUUUGUGUUUUUUUUCGCCCACCAAAAUGUGUUUUCGAGUUUAAUUACAAACAAACAAUGAUAAUAUCGUUCUAAGCUCUGAUUUCAAGAACACGAAAUUUAUAUUAACUUAUUAUUGUUUCCCCAUUGUAACGUGUAGAAAUAAAUAAAUACAUAUCAAUUAA
Molecule: messenger RNA, 2528 nt
Organism: Neocloeon triangulifer
Lineage: Eukaryota; Metazoa; Arthropoda; Insecta; Ephemeroptera; Baetidae
Product: solute carrier family 41 member 1-like
Exons: 10
Coding region: 439-1956 (505 amino acids)
Biological process (GO): monoatomic cation transport
Cellular component (GO): plasma membrane
Molecular function (GO): monoatomic cation transmembrane transporter activity
Source: RefSeq, a predicted model, not a curated record